Anthostomella pinea is the source of this 189-nucleotide messenger RNA. The record is from the annotation of a GenBank genome assembly. NCBI's taxonomy places the organism in Eukaryota, Fungi, Ascomycota, Sordariomycetes, Xylariales, Xylariaceae.
AUGAAGGCCACCGGCAGGAUGCGUUGGCCGGCGCCGCUCGGAUCGACCGAUGCCAUCAAGGCCCUCUAUGACACGUGGAAGGCCGAGAACUGUGGUGCCAAUGAUGUCGUCGACGAUGAGGUCGCCGAAGAAGAAGACCUUGCAGAUCCUGCUGCCCCUUCGCCUGAUAGUCUAGAUACAAUAUCAUGA